ACAGUAUCAUGAGUCCUUGCAGCGUAAAAUUUAAAGCUAGCAUCGACCGAAUAAUCAAAAUCGUUAAGUUCAACAAGAUAGAUGUUCGAUACAUCACGCAAUGCAAACUAUCAUCAAAUUAGAAAAGAAUCUUCAACUGAUCAAGUCAAUAUUAGAACGUCGCAAAAACAUCAACAGCUUAUCCUCUGCACAAACUAGUCUUUAUCUUCCAUUAGCGAACUUUGCGCCGGUCGUUGAGCCUGGGAAUUACCGAUUUCCUGCCAGAAGCUGAGACUUCGGGUACUACAUGCGCAAUGUCGAUAGACUCAC
Serpula lacrymans var. lacrymans S7.9 is the source of this 309-nucleotide messenger RNA. RefSeq lists its product as uncharacterized. The record is from RefSeq and is a predicted model, not a curated record. The transcript has a single exon. The coding region runs from base 101 to 271 and encodes 56 amino acids. NCBI's taxonomy places the organism in Eukaryota, Fungi, Basidiomycota, Agaricomycetes, Boletales, Serpulaceae.